AUGCCAUCCUCCUGGAACCCGGACGACCCUCCCGCCGAGCUUCCCCCCUACAUCCUCGCCUUCGUAAGCUGCCGUCUGGGCGCGUCUGAGGCAUGUAUUCAGCAGCUUUGGACCGCGGUUGGAGCUUGGGUUUGGGCCGACGGAGCCGAUAUCCUUGAGGACAGUGCCGCCGGCGAGGAGGGGUUGGUAGACGGAUGGUUCACCAAGGAGCCGGACCAGCUCUUGUCGGAGCACAUGCUCUACCCAUCUGUUCGUGUCUGCACAGACCCCUCUUGCGCUGGCCACGGGCGCGCUCUUCGCUUGUACGAUGCCCCAAACUCCGUCCAGGUCUUUACCAUGACCCGUGGCGCGUACGAUGCACACGCGGUGCACCUCACUUGUAAAAAAUGCAAAGCGCUAUAUUACCCGAACUAUGUCGUACGAGAUGACGUCCGCCAAUACUACGCAGGCAUCCCCGACUAUAUCCAAGUAUCCGGCCACAAGUAUAUCGAACGCGCCGUACUCGAACAUUUCACUAUGCUCUCCGUCCUGUCAUGGACCUCCUCCACGAACACCGCGCACAUAUACCAUCAAUCCAUGGCCAAGCUCGGUGGCGACAUGCCCGAGGACUCGCGCUUCCGCCUGCAGGGUACUCAUACCUCGGACGGGCUCCUCAUUCUGGCGCUGCUGCGGGACAGCGCGGAUCGAGGGCAGGUUCUCGCGGUACCCAACGGCGGACACCAGAAGGAGCGCUUUACAGCGGCGAUGCGAGCACGCACACGACGCAUCCAGCGGUCGGGGCAGCCGGAGCAAACACACUGGUGCACUAAAUGCGUCCGCCGUUUCGAUGAUCCCGACGGCGUAACACGGUAUGUGGACUGCGUUAUCACAGACGGCAUCGACGUCGGGCGGCCGUGCUGCGGAGUCCACAACUGCCGCCGGGAGCUACGGACGCCUCAAGACCGCUGGUGCGCGGGCCACCAGAGCUGGGAGCUUCUAUGUGUGGUGGAUGGUUGUUCCGUCCCUCAUCGCCUGGGCUGCCGGACUUGUGAGCUCCACGCGUCUGUUGAGGAGCAUUUCUUGGCGACAAGCAAAGCGAUAUUCACGCUGCGCGCACGGCUGCAGCGGGCACAGGUUGCACACCCCACGGACGCCAUCGCCCCGGAUGCCGCCGUCGAUGAAGACAUCGAGGCCGAGGUACCUGGGCCUUGUCCCGACAAGACGGCGGAAGGGAACCACCGCGUCCGGGCGCGGUUCGGACGGCGGCGGACUCACAACGAGCAGCUAAUCGUACGUCCGUGUGGAAUCAUCACGUCCAGGGAGACGUUCUACGGCGCCGAGAGCGUUCCCCAAGUUGUGGACAUGAUCAAGAAGAAGCAUCUGGUCCCCGGCUCCAUGCCGCGCUACGUAUGGUACGACAACAAUUGCGGCCUGUUCAAGUACUGCGCCGCCCGCGCGGGCGAGCGCCUCCAUCUCGACGUCGGCCUACCGGUGGACGUCUUCCACUGGAAGUGCAAGCACAAGAAGACAGAUAUCGAGUGCUCCUUCCAUUGCAACCCGCACCUGUUUCAAGAGCUCCUCAAGGAUGACAACACCUGGUUUUUCAACUCAUCGCGCGCCGAACAGACCAAUGUCUGGUUCGGGGGGUAUCAUGCGAUCGUCCGGGAGAUGGGGGCGGUGAAGUACGAGUUUUUCCUUGAUGAGAUGAUAUUGCAAAAGAACAAGUUGACGCGGGCAAAGCUCGAGGCGGAGGGGUGCAUUCCAGGAUACCGCCGAGACCUCCGCUUUGCCAGUACCUGGGUACCUACGUAG
This is a messenger RNA of Trametes versicolor FP-101664 SS1, 1791 nucleotides long. RefSeq lists its product as uncharacterized. The transcript has 5 exons. The record is from RefSeq and is a predicted model, not a curated record. Lineage: Eukaryota; Fungi; Basidiomycota; Agaricomycetes; Polyporales; Polyporaceae. Bases 1 to 1791 code for a protein of 596 amino acids.